AUGGCGAUCUCUGGUUAUAGUUUGUUAGCUUCAACGUGUAGUUUUGCUGGACUUCAGGUAAUAUGGGCCAUUUACUUUGCUCAUGGCACGGCCCAUCUCCUGAGUCUUGGCUUCAGCAAGCCUGCCAGUGCCCUAACCUUAAUGGCUGGGCCAGUGUGUGGUGUCAUCGUCCAACCAUACAUAGGCGCACUUAGUGAUACCUAUCGAUCAUCAUGGGGUCGACGGCGACCAUUCAUUAUUUAUGGGUCCAUGGGAGUUUCGAUCUGCAUAAAUCUGCUUGCAAGCCUGGUUCAUGCCCAUUCCUCCUUGAUGAGGUGGUUUCAACUGGAGCCUACCGCCGCGACAUUGGUAGUGAAGGUGUUCGCGGCGCUGUUGGUCUACGCCUUGAACAUUUCCUUCCAGCCGGUACAGAAUGGCCUGCGGGCAUUAAUGGUUGAAGCCCAUUGUGCGCACGAGCAAACUUGGGUGAAUAUUUGGACCAGCUAUAUGAUUGGUGCUGGUAAUAUUAUCGGGUAUUUCAUGGGCAUUCCCUUAGGCGUAAAAACGCUCAAUUGGCCACCCAUUACUGGAUUUCAGGCCUUGUGCAUACUGGGCUCUAUCAUCCUUAUGUUGACAACCUUCGUGAGCUGCGCUUUUACCAAGGAAUACAGUGAAUCGCCUGGCACAGAGUUAUGCCCUAGGGAAGGACACCCACUGAGCCCAUUGAAAUAUAUUUUCGAGGAGCUGAGGGCGUUGCCGGACCCAAUACGCAGAGUAUGUCGUGUGCAGUUUGUAGCGUGGUUCGGCUGGUUUCCAUUCCUUCAUUUCCAGACGCUCUAUGUGAACGAAGUUUACACAGGUGGUGCACUAAACACUGAAACAAGGGUUGAGAUAGGUUCACUAGCGGGUCUUUUGUGUGCUCUCGUAAGCCUUGUAUCCUCCGCUAUUAUUCCUACCUUCCUGGACCGAACCGCACAGGGAGGAAAUGAGAAAGGUUCCGGCAAGCAACGCCUUCCUAAAAUAGUGAUGAUAUGGCGUUUUGGCCACAUAUUCUUUGCGGCGGGGAUGUUCAGUACGACAAUUGUCACAAAUUGGAUCCAGGCCGCUACUCUGGUGGCGCUAAUUGGUAUCCCCUGGUCUAUCUCUUCCAUAGUGCCUUAUACAAUGAUAGGGGCUGAGAUUGCUACACGAAGGGACUUGGAGACUAUCGCGGAAGCAGAGAGUUCAGAGCUGCCUCUGGGACAGGCAGGAAGUAUCAUGAGCAUUCACAACGUUGCAAUAUCAGCGCCACAGAUACUUGCUGCAGUCAUGAGUAGCGGGGUCUUUUGGUUGUGCUAUCUCCUAGGUCUCCCAGAAAGUACAUUAACCAUGGACAUCCGCCAUAUUUCACUGUAA
Molecule: messenger RNA, 1374 nt
Organism: Aspergillus alliaceus
Lineage: Eukaryota; Fungi; Ascomycota; Eurotiomycetes; Eurotiales; Aspergillaceae
Product: major facilitator superfamily domain-containing protein
Exons: 6
Coding region: 1-1374 (457 amino acids)
Cellular component (GO): membrane
Molecular function (GO): sucrose:proton symporter activity
Source: RefSeq, a predicted model, not a curated record